Molecule: messenger RNA, 1075 nt
Organism: Podarcis lilfordi (Lilford's wall lizard)
Lineage: Eukaryota; Metazoa; Chordata; Lepidosauria; Squamata; Lacertidae
Source: the annotation of a GenBank genome assembly
AUGCGAGGGCAGGGCAGCGGCAGCGACUUCCGCGACGAGCAGCCCAGGCGCUUCCGCCGCCUCAGCUCCGCUGCCUCCUUCUUCCUCCCUCCUCGUGCACUGGGGGACGCAAGCUCCGCCCCGCCGCGGCCGCGCGCUUCCGGCCCCGCCGCGAAGCCCCGCCCCCUUCCCCGGGCUGCUCCGCCGCAGCAGCAGCGCUGGCUGGGAACUGGUCCGUCGGCGGCUCGUUCCCCCGCCGCCGCCGCCGCGUCCCGAUUCCCUCCCGCCUCCGCCAGCGGCGACCGGCUCCAGCGCCAUGAGACCGGGGUGAGUGCCGCCGUCCUCUUCCUCCCCAGCCCGGCCCUGCAGAAGCCGCCAGCCCCUGCCGCCCGGGCAACCGGGGCUGGGCGCUGAGCGCUGUCCCGAAGCCUCCGGGGAGCCUCCUGUUAGGAUCACCCUUGCCGCGUCAUCGGAUCCAGGGUCCUGCCAGACCUGGCGCCAGUCCCUCAGCCACUGGUGCGCCCACAUGGGUGGAGUUCGUGGAGGCCAAGGGAAACCCAUGCGCCCCUCCCCUGGGGACAGAGCAGCGUAGAAUCGCGGAAUGGUAGAGUCGGAGGGGACCCUGAGGAUCAUCUAGUCCAGCCCCUUAGAGCGGACGGCAGCACCCCGGUGGACAGCUGCCGCAGAAAUGGGUAGUGCUGGAGAAAUACGUUUCUUGUCGUUGUGAAUAGUAUUGCCCUUUUUUGCCUCCCUCUCCGCAUUUUUUUGAAGUGCUGCUACUGCGUGCCAGUACAGUGGUACCUCGGGUUAAGUACUUAAUUCGUUCUGGAGGUCUGUUCUUAACCUGAAGCACUAUUUCUGGGUUAGUGGAGUGUGUAACCUGAAGCGUAUGUAACCCGAGGUACCACUGUAGCUUCGUGCAACUGCUGUGGAGGAUGCAGGGCACACCUGCAUUCUGGGCAGUGCCAGGCCUUCUGGCUUAUGCCUACUGGAGCCCUCUUAGCUUUCGAGGUGACGUGGGAACGGGGAGGUGCUGCUCCUGAGUCACUUGCUGUACUUCCUCGUCUGCUUACUGCAGGUGAGCCUCUCCACCUGA